Sclerotinia borealis F-4128 is the source of this 726-nucleotide messenger RNA. The record is from the annotation of a GenBank genome assembly. NCBI's taxonomy places the organism in Eukaryota, Fungi, Ascomycota, Leotiomycetes, Helotiales, Sclerotiniaceae.
AUGGAAUCCCCAAUCAAAACUUCUGCUCUCGCAGCCGCGAGCGAACCUAUUCUUCCUCCCCCCAAAAGAACAAUGUCUUCAACCAAACCCAAACUUCCACCACUCAAGACUCCAAUGUCUUCGACGUUUCCCUCGGAGCUAUCAGCUUUAUCAAAUUCCGCACGCAGCCCACUUCCUGGCUAUGCCGACUUUAUGAUCAAACAAGAAGAUUAUAUAAAGACUCCAAUUACCCCCCCUCUGGCCUAUACCGAUUUCCUCAAGACUAUGAACAGCCCUACUGUUGCCGAAAAAACAUGCUCGAGACCAACACCUACUUCUGCACCAUCCUCAGAUACCCUGACUAGCAGUGAAAGUAGUGACUGUUCAUGCAACUGCGAUGCACAUAAAUCGCCCGCCAGUUCCGUUCCUCCUACACCAUUCAGCUACCCAACAUCGGCGCCAUCAUCUGCACGACUGGGACGUCUUCGCAUUCCUAUCUCACCAGCAUCAUCAUAUGCUGAGUCUCCCUUGAGCGCACGCUCGCCCUUUAGUGCACGAAGCGCACGUUCGCCAUAUGAUUGGGAGCUCCGAAGCAAGGGAAGAUAUUUUGAUAUCAAACCACAAAAACAAACACGUUCGAGCGUUCGUCAGGUCAGGGAAGUGGUCACGCGAACCGUCACAUAUACACCACGAAUGAGCCCCGCACCGAAGGGCAAGAGAAGGAAAGUCGAUCACGAUGUGGAGUAA